Molecule: messenger RNA, 667 nt
Organism: Antrostomus carolinensis (chuck-will's-widow)
Lineage: Eukaryota; Metazoa; Chordata; Aves; Caprimulgiformes; Caprimulgidae
Gene: PHF5A
Product: PHD finger protein 5A
Exons: 4
Biological process (GO): mRNA splicing, via spliceosome
Source: RefSeq, a predicted model, not a curated record
UGUAAAAGCUACGCCAAGCCUCCUGUAUAGGGUUUCCUUUGGUCAGGUACAUUGGCUGUGUUUGAAAUGGAAUAAUGAAUCAAUUGGAAGACUUUGUGAAAAAUGUGAUGGCAAAUGUGUGAUCUGUGACUCGUACGUGCGGCCCUGCACUCUGGUGCGCAUAUGUGAUGAGUGUAACUACGGCUCGUACCAAGGGCGCUGCGUGAUCUGCGGGGGCCCAGGAGUGUCGGACGCCUACUACUGCAAGGAGUGCACCAUCCAGGAAAAAGAUAGAGAUGGUUGCCCUAAGAUCGUCAACCUGGGCAGUUCCAAGACAGAUCUCUUCUAUGAAAGGAAAAAGUAUGGCUUCAAGAAGAGGUGAUCCUAUCUGUACGUGGCUACACCUCCUGCUGGGUUGGCAAGAGGGUCUUAGACCAUCUCUGGACUUUACUAUUAUUGAAAACCGGUUGAUUAUUUUUUUCUAAAGCAGUACAAAUCCAGUAGUAUACUUGGGGUUGGAGAAGUGAUAGACUGAGCAGGGACUGAAACCUGAUCAGAACUGACUAUCAGAAAGAGCAAGUGAGGGUUACUGUCUCUGGCCUUUUCAGAAGCUCUGCUGGUAGCUGUCCCAGCUCACUAUAAAAACCCUUGUGGGCAAGUAUUUACACCUGGAGGAGACCAGCUCAGU